UUCUGAGUGAAGCGCGGCUCACGGGAGCGCCGUGUCCGAGGAGCGAGCUUUAAAUAUCACUCUAUUAUUAGAAUCAGGUUCACUCCAGCGUGUCAUACGGGGGAUACAUGUCAUACCUAUGCGCGCUCCUGGGAUUCAGAUGCGUAGCUUAAGACCUAAGAGAGAGGCUAUUUCCAUUUAUCCUCGCGCCCGUGUUCACUAGUAAGUCACCAGCGCCUCGGUUGUUGGGGAUGAGAUUGUACUGAAGAAGUUUAUGUCUUGUAAGAGGAUCAUUUAAUCUGAACGUACUUAUAUAGCGACACUGAUGGCGAACGUACUGCUUGUGUGCGCGCUGUUUGUACUAGUGGUGAACGCGCAACCGGUGGAUAAAACAACACAAGAUCUUCAAAGAGACAGCUCAUCGAACGCCAGACGAACAGUGGCUGAGUACAUACGGGAGCUGUUACAGUUAUCAAACGAACAGGGUUACGAGAAGAUAAGACCAUCUAUACGAGAUGAAUUAACCGAGAAAGCGCGGGAGAAUGAGGCAUUCAACAAAUUCAUCAGCUCCUUGAUUAAGGACAAACAACAAAGUGAGGAAGAAUCACAGCAAAGUGACGCGCGGACGCCACAGGGUGAUGUCCUCGCUGACAUCAGGAGGGGGAUGAGUGAUUCGGAGCAGAAGCGAGGAAGGUGUCGGCCCGGAAUCUGGUACUGUCCCAAGCGCGAUGCAGAGAGAUUACAGGAGAAGAGACGGCUGUCCGCGCAAAAGUCAGCGGCACCGCGUCGCUGUCGCCCUGGUCUGUGGUACUGCCCCCAGGACGAGGGUGAGGAGACCAAAAGAUCAUCUGUUCGACUACAGAGACUUGAUAAUGCACAGUCAACCGACAAAGAGAGCGAUCUCAGGAAACUAGCGCUGACGAAAAUUGACGGUGAUGACGAUUGGUUCACGAAGAUGAUGGAAACAACCCGAAGAUAAGACGAUAAGGGCGCGAGGAGACUCCAAAUGAAAUGCUAUAUUUUUAGUAGGGUGAUGUUCUAGUCACCUCAAAAAGAAGAAAGAUAUGUCAGUAGAAAGAGCGUAAAGAAUGUAUGUAAAGACGAUAUCGUUUGGUAAAAGGAACAAGUGAAAUGUGGGUGUAUAUGUGCAUGACUGAAUGUCAAACAUAAUUAUUCAAAAUAUCAUUUAUUUAUAAUACCUGGGAACCAGAGAUUUGUCAUAAAGUUAAACCUCCCUUCUGGUUCCUGGUAGUACAAGCAUGUGACAACAGGCCCGCCCGCAAGUGUUUUGCGUGACAAGAGAAACUGUAAAAAAGAGAUCAAUCAUAACAAUUAAAGCGUUGGUUCCCAGACAUGA
Nematostella vectensis (starlet sea anemone) is the source of this 1336-nucleotide messenger RNA. RefSeq lists its product as uncharacterized. The transcript is spliced from 4 exons. The record is from RefSeq and is a predicted model, not a curated record. Bases 305 to 958 code for a protein of 217 amino acids. Lineage: Eukaryota; Metazoa; Cnidaria; Anthozoa; Actiniaria; Edwardsiidae.